Molecule: messenger RNA, 273 nt
Organism: Mesitornis unicolor (brown roatelo)
Lineage: Eukaryota; Metazoa; Chordata; Aves; Mesitornithiformes; Mesitornithidae
Gene: S100A14
Product: S100 calcium binding protein A14
Exons: 2
Biological process (GO): toll-like receptor 4 signaling pathway; positive regulation of monocyte chemotaxis; positive regulation of granulocyte chemotaxis
Cellular component (GO): perinuclear region of cytoplasm
Molecular function (GO): chemokine receptor binding
Source: RefSeq, a predicted model, not a curated record
GACUGCCAGGAGCUGACGGACGUGGAGCGGGCCAUCGAGACCGUCAUCAACCAGUUCCACUGCUACGCCGUCAAGGGGCAGAAGGAGUACCUGACCCCCAACGAGAUGCAGGAGCUGGUGGUGCAGAAGCUGCCCCAUCUGGGGAAGGUGAGGUGCGUUGGACCCCUGGACGAGAAGAUCGAGUGCAUGGGAGACCCCAAUGAGGCCAAGCUGGAGUUCGGAGAGUACUGGGACAUGAUGGGGGAUGCGGCCAAGGGCUGCCGGAGGAAGUAG